Molecule: messenger RNA, 576 nt
Organism: Meyerozyma guilliermondii ATCC 6260
Lineage: Eukaryota; Fungi; Ascomycota; Pichiomycetes; Serinales; Debaryomycetaceae
Gene: RPL9B
Product: 60S ribosomal protein uL6
Exons: 1
Coding region: 1-576 (191 amino acids)
Biological process (GO): cytoplasmic translation
Cellular component (GO): ribosome; cytosolic large ribosomal subunit
Molecular function (GO): structural constituent of ribosome; rRNA binding
Source: RefSeq, a predicted model, not a curated record
AUGAAGUACAUCCAAACUGAUCAAGUGUUAGACAUUCCUGAGGGCGUCACUGUUGCCAUCAAGGCCAGAAACAUCACCGUGACUGGUCCAAGAGGUACCUUGACCAAGGACUUGAAGCACAUUGAUGUCACCUUUGCCAAGAUCAACAACAGAGCCAUCAAGAUUACCGUCCACAACGGUGACAGAAAGCACGUUGCUGCUUUGAGAACUGUCAAGUCUUUGAUUGCCAACUUGAUCACUGGUGUCACCAAGGGUUACAAGUACAAGUUGAGAUAUGUCUAUGCGCAUUUCCCAAUUAACGUUAAUGUUGUUGAGAAGGAUGGUGACAAAUUCAUUGAGAUCAGAAACUUCUUGGGUGAAAAGAGAGUGAGACACGUCAAGAUCUUCGAUGGUGUUACUGUUGAACAAUCCACCACCCAAAAGGAUGAGUUGGUUGUUUCCGGUAACUCGUUGGAAGCUGUGUCUCAAAACGCUGCUGAUGUCCAACAAAUCUGCCGUGUCAGAAACAAGGAUAUCCGUAAGUUUUUGGAUGGUAUCUACGUUUCCGAGCGUGGUGUCAUUGACGAGGAGGCUUAA